Molecule: messenger RNA, 949 nt
Organism: Cucurbita pepo subsp. pepo (vegetable marrow)
Lineage: Eukaryota; Viridiplantae; Streptophyta; Magnoliopsida; Cucurbitales; Cucurbitaceae
Source: RefSeq, a predicted model, not a curated record
AUUUGUCGCACGUGCCGACACAAACAUUUUCCUUUUCUGCUUCUACAACAAGAAUUCAUGCAACGGCAACAAAAUAGCCGUUUGGCCGUGCCUGAAAAUACCUCACCGGAGCGGCGAACACUUUCCUUUGUUCAAUUCGUUCCAACGGCCACAAACAUUUCAAAAUCAAAACCCAUUUAUUUGUUCCCCUUUGCCUGUAAAUCAUACCCCGCUCCCUCCUCCCCUUUCCUACCAAUUUCCGACUCACUCACAUCCUCUGUUUUCAUCAACACCCACCAUGUCUUUAACCUUCCACGACUAUCUGUCCUUCCAAUGUUCCAUCCAAAGCACUUGCAACGGCACCGUGGCUUCCGACCAGCAACCCAUGCAGCUCCUGGAGCUCCGACUCGGAAAUUCGACCCAUCUGAUUUCUCGAUCUUCUCGCCAAAUUCUCCAACAAACUCCCACAACCCCAAUGGGCGAUGCUCUGUUUCCUUUUGUUCUGCGCGACCUCCAACACCCACCCUUCCUCUCCAACUGCUAUGUUCUUCAGUUUUUGUCUUCCUUCAGCAUCCCCAUCGCCGCCUGCGACAUCAUCUAUGAAGAGAUCUCCUCGUUUGCGCUUCAAUUGGCCGCCGGCAACGUGGAUCUCAACUUCCACAUCGUCGUCGAAGUGGAUGUCAUCGAAAUGAUAUGGGUGGACCUGGACCCAUUCCUUGUUGAAGAAUAUUCUCCGGCUGAGAUGAACGGGGCGCCGGCGUCGGCGAUUGAGAGGUUGCAGAGGCAGGAAUUUGAUGGGUUAAGGGAGGAAGAGGAGGAGGGGGAUUGCAGUGUUUGUUGCGAAGCGCUGAAGGGAGAAGAGGAGGUGAGUAGAAUCCCGUGUGGUCAUGUGUAUCACAAAUGCUGUAUUCUCAAGUGGCUUCAGAUGAGCAAUUCGUGUCCUCUCUGUAGAACCAAAUUAGAACAAUAA